UAAACUACACCACUUGAAAACCUAACCUCUUUUAGUAGAGAUUUUAUUUAAAAAUGGCCUGGCCAGAGGUAUUAACGGCGCAAAACGAAAAUCGGCACGAAAUUAUUCUUACGGGACGCGAAAUUUCCAACUCUAUUUCGCGAAACGGCGUCGAUCCAACGCUUUUCACUUUAGUCAACCUGAAUUACCUAAAUAUACACAGUACGGGCUUAGAGACCCUUCCCGAUGCCAUCGAAAAGCUCCACAACCUGCAAACGCUAGUGCUGCAUUCGAACAAACUGGCGACGCUCAACUCGAAAGUCGCCGGCCUAGACAAACUGAAAAUCUUGGACCUUUCGGGCAAUCUACUGCACGAACUACCCGACACGCUAUCGGAUCUAUCGCAAUUGGUUACCGUAAACGUAUCGAAUAACCAGUUAAACUCCCUACCCAAAUUCCGUACCAAUUCAAAGUUGGCCGUGAUCGACGCGUCGAACAACAACCUCGGCGCCUUUCCCGACGUGUGCCAUCCCGAAAUGGUGAGCCUCGCCGAGAUACGCUGCAGCAAUAAUAAAAUCGCCGAGCUACCGAACGCGAUCGGCGCGUUGUCGAGUUUAAAAGUUCUGCUCGUAAAUUCGAACGAGAUCAAGGAGGUUCCGGGCGAGUUGGCGAAGUGCGGCAAGCUGAAAGAUCUCAAUUUGAAGGAGAAUCCGAUCGCGGACAGGCGGCUGCUCAAGUUGAUGACGCAGGGGCACACGAAGAAGAUUAUCGACUACAUUAAGCAGCACGGGGUCACGACGACUGUUAGCACCGAGACGACGAAUAAGGGGAAAAAAGGGAAGAGGGCGGUCGACGAUGAGGUCGGUGCGCUCACCGAAAGUCUGUACAAAGUCAGCAUUAAUCAUUGCAACGACAAUUUAAGCGUUAUCGUCCACGAAAACGUUAAGAGUAUUCGUCCGCAUCUCAUAGCGUGUCUAGUUUUAAACGUGACGUUCACCGAGGAGAUUUUUAAGAAGUUUAUUCAGCUUCAGACUAAGCUGCACGAUACACUCUGCGAGAAGCGCAAUGUCGCCACCAUUGCGACACAUGACGCUGAGAAAUUGCUCGGUGGGAACUUGGUAUACACCGCGCUUCCGCCGAAUGACCUACGCAUCAAGCCCCUGAACGGUGGCCAAGAACUGACCGGCGCCCAACUAUUCAAAAAGCUUCAGCUCGAGGCGGAGAACCUACGAAAGGAGAAGAAACGCAACACGUACUCGGGCAUUCACAAGUACUUGUACAUGCUCGAGGGGAAAUCUCUGUACGCCUGCCUUACGAAUACGACCGGCGACGUGAUAUCGUUCCCACCAAUCACGAACAGCGAACUUACGAAGAUGACCAUGUCGACCACGUCCCUACUCAUCGAAGUGACCGGCGCCGGCUCACAGGGAGCCUGUAAAAAGGUGGCGGACACACUGAUCAAAGAAAUGGUUCCGCUAUUCGGGGGGAGCCUAACUAUACAGCAGGUGAAAAACGUUGACGUCGACGGUAAUCUAAAGUCGGUGUACCCCUCACGAACCGAUCUAGUUUUCGACGAUAACAGCGGCAUCGCCGUGCUACGAGAAUAAGUUACACGUUUUUUAAUGUUUCACAAUAAAGCUAUACAUUUAACAA
Photinus pyralis (common eastern firefly) is the source of this 1632-nucleotide messenger RNA. Its product is annotated as leucine-rich repeat-containing protein 47-like. The record is from RefSeq and is a predicted model, not a curated record. The coding region runs from base 54 to 1586 and encodes 510 amino acids. NCBI's taxonomy places the organism in Eukaryota, Metazoa, Arthropoda, Insecta, Coleoptera, Lampyridae. The transcript is spliced from 4 exons. Gene Ontology annotation, molecular function: RNA binding; protein binding; phenylalanine-tRNA ligase activity.